Molecule: messenger RNA, 4089 nt
Organism: Plasmodium fragile
Lineage: Eukaryota; Apicomplexa; Aconoidasida; Haemosporida; Plasmodiidae
Exons: 2
Coding region: 1-4089 (1362 amino acids)
Source: RefSeq, a predicted model, not a curated record
AUGAACCCCGUCGUUUUACUAUGUUCCUGGUACCUCUUUGGCUUAAGUAUAGGAACAGACUUUGUUUGUUCUUGUUCUACUACACCGAAGAGUGAGGGUCCAGGAAGUUCGGUGAUGUCCAAAUUGAGGGACUUGUUUGGAACGAAACAGCAAGAAAGGGAAAGGAACAUUAUAACAUAUAAAUUUGUAAAGCACACAUGUGAGGAGAAAAGUCAAGGCAAAAAUGACAAGAACCAAAAUGGAAAUGGGUUUGAAGUGUCUCAUGUGAAUAGGCUAAUUUACAUUAACGAAUUGAAAACCUUCAUCUUGGGUGCAUACAUACCAUAUAUAUAUAUGAGUGUGAGGGACAUUUAUAUAGUGUUGAACAAAAUAAAGGAGUUAAAUUUUAAUACAGUAUAUACCUUUUUGUUUUGGCCUGAAAAUGAAUACUUGGAAGAUUUUUAUGAUACAACCAAGUCGAAGCUUUUCUACUUACUAAACUUUUGUGCAUCCAAUGGGCUAUUUGUUAUAUUAGACAUAGGGCCCUACAUAGACAAUAUAUAUAACUCGAAUAUUCCCACUUAUGUUUUGUUCAGCAAAAAAUUGAAUGAGUAUAUUAGGGAUGUGUAUAAAGAAAAGGAAAGGAAAAAAAGUAUAUUUACAAAAAGAAUUGGAGAUUACUUAUUUUUGAAUCUUUUUGGAAAGGGAAGGAGUGUGGUCGUAAGUGAAGAUCCUGAAAAUGUGAAAAGGGAAGACAUAGAACAUGAAAUAGGUAGGAAGAAAGCUUCUUAUACAAAGGGAUAUUAUACAUACAACAAUAUAUAUAGCUUGUAUUAUUUUCAGAGGGCUAUAAAAUGGUUUAAUUACAUUCUUCCUCGUUUGAAAAAAUAUUCCAACAUAAAUAAUGGACCAAUUAUCUACCUGAACAUUGACAAGACAUUUGAUAAUUAUUACAUGUACGUAAUUAUAAAUUUGAAGCGCAGGAAUUAUUUUAAAAACAUAUGCAAUGUGGAGAGCUAUUUUAAGGGUUCCAAAUCGGAAGGGGAAUCGUUUUUAAAUUGUGUCCUUAAUUUUUUCAAACGGGUUAAAAGGAGCUACAUACUUACACUAGGGUAUAUUUUGUAUGCUAGGUUUAACCAGUAUAUGAGAAUUUUGAAGGAGUACGAAUUAGGGUUGAUGUACAUUAACGAGAUUUACAAAUUGGUACAAUUGCAUUUCGGAAAAAUUAACACGCUGACGACAAACUACCCUUAUAUUAAAGAGGAAUUUAUUAACUCUUAUGCAGGGAACAAUUGCUACAAUCAUUUUUUCCAUAACAACUGGUUUGACAAUGAGUGCAUAAAGUUGAACAAGCCUUGUAUCUGGUCACAGGUCUGGACUGGUGCCAAGUACAGCAUACAUAAUGUUAACUCGCCUAGCAUUUUGAGACGACACUUCCAGGACCCCAUCGUGUAUGAUUCUUCCCCGUCGAUCGUGUCCCCGGUCAGCGAACUGCUACCGCGCGAGAGCAGGAACUUUAAUCUCGACGAGGUAAAGCAACCCCCCACGGGGCGCGAAGCGGGGGACGAAGCGGGGGACGAAGCGGGGGACGAAGCGGGGGACGACACAUUAGACGAAACGCUAGACGACACGGGACAUGCCGCAGACCAGGAGGACCUUUCUGAAGACUCCUCGGAGGACGCCCCCCAGGGAGAAAUUCACGUGGGCGUGAAAAGGGUCCAGAACCGAUACAGCAGCAACAACUACAUUGGCCACAUAAGAAAUUUCAAGGAUCUGACGUACAAUAUAUUAGUGUUCCUAGCUAAGGGAGGGGUGUUCCUCAACAUAUUCCCCUUCUACAGUGGCAAUAACAUAAACAACACGCACACGUACUUGGAGCACUACAGCAAGGAAACGGGACAACCCCUCGACCUGUACUUUAACCAGAAGGAACCUCUAUACUCACACAUUAAGAAGAUAUUCAAAAUUUUAUACAAAUAUGGGCACCACUUACUGAAAAGUGAAUACUACAUACGGCCAGUGAAAAUUUCCACGAACAUUGAAAUGUACGACUAUAACGUUAUUAAGAUCAUUUGCAACCACAACAUUAAGGGAAGCACCUACGUAAAGGUUGGGCCUCUGAAUUACAACAUCAACAGCUUUAGCUGCAUUGUGUAUAAUGAAUAUAAGAAGAAAAUUAUUUACGAUUCUUCCUUCAAUUACAAUUACGAAGUGUCGUUUAUUAAUAGAAAGGAGGUGUACCCCCCAAUUGACAAGUAUCUGUACUCCCUGAACGCUGCGACGUCUGGCCCCUUGAUGUGUAUGAGGGAGGACAAAAGGGAGGGCAUAAAAAGUGGCACAGGGGGAGGAUUGCUUCCGAAAAGCGUUGCAAAGCAUAUGAAAAAUUUUCCGAAUUUCUUCUCAAAUAACUACUUACACCGUGUACACGAAAUUAACGUACUUAACCACUUUUAUUUGACUCUCGAUUUUACAAAAUUCCAGUGGUACAUAAUUGCCAUGAGAGAUGACGUGAACUAUGUGAAGUUGUUCCUGAGUAAUUACAGCUUUUACGUGUACGUGUAUGCGGAUGGUAAGUUUAUUUACGGUGGGUUUAACGAGUACAAGUAUAUCGAACUACUGAACGUGAAGAAGGUCUACAUUAUUUGCGCAAAUCUAGGUCUGGGCUUCCCAAAGGAGAGCAUCAGAACGGAUUUCCUGAACCACAUAAAUUUGAAUGAUUUAAAGAAGGAUUAUUUUUUUUUUCAACAUGGAGCUAGCCAAAAUGAAAUAAAAGAAAAAAAAAAAAAUAUAAAUGAAAACGCCAAAGACAGCAAGACAUGUGUGCAAGGUGAUGUAGGAGAAGAAUCAGACGAAGGGAAAGAUACAAACAGUACGUGCAAUAAGAUUAGUAGUAUCUUCGACGAUUUGGAGCACACAACGCUGGAUGUGCAUAGCAACAAAAAUGGUUGCAGCAGCAUGGAAGAUGAAAAGGAACAAAUUAUGCACAAUUACUACUCGGGAGAAAGUACCGAUACGUUCAUAUUUGUUGUCACCCGGAAUGAAUACGAUUUGUACAGCUGUGUGGGUCUACAUGGAGAGAUAAUAAAAAAUGAGAAAAACGUAGAAGUGUACAAGAAAAUGUACAACAUGGUUGACUACACGUACAUAAAACAGGAUUUGCUAAACAGGGGGAGAGGACAAAAGCAGAAGAAGGGGGAAGCAUCAAGAAGCGGAAGCGAAGAGGUGGAACACAAAAAUAUGAACUUGGAAACACUGCUGGAUAGUAAAAAAACGGAAAUGAAAAGUAUAACUAAUUCAUUCAUAAAAAUGUGUUCGUCUCGAUUUUUCUCGUUUUUUUUUAACAAAAUUAAGUAUUAUUGCAAAAUGGGGAUUUUUAAAUAUUUAAACAAAUUCAGCAAGGUGAAUAUGGACAGCAUCAAUUCACCUCUAACAUGGUACACUUUGUUGUAUUUUGUAAAAAAUGUGGACUACAUAAGAUCGAAAUAUUCGCUAAGGCUAUCUGCUUACGAUGAAAAAGUGAAAGAAAUUGAUGGGCUGAGUCGCGGGUUUGUCUACAUUAACAACCACAUGUUGGGAAGCUUUUGGAUAACGGACGAUAAGGAAAGUUACGAAAAUGAAAUAAAUGAAGAGAAUAAAUUAAAAAAGAGGACAAAAUUGAAAAAGGACAAAAAAACCCAAUUUGCUACGAAUGAAAAUUUAAUUAGUAUCCCACAAACACGGUACAUGCGCAUACCAACGGACUGGCUGAUCGAAGGAAUAAACGUCGUCAUUGUUUUUGACGAAUUUGGGGGGAACCCGUACAAAGUCGAACUCGUGCGUGAAGUGCUAGAAGGGGGGGUAUACCGGCUGACCAAGAAGGAGAAGUAUGUAAAUUGGAUUUUGUUCCUCUUCAUUUUGAGCAUUAUUGUUUUCAUUACGUAUUUCUGCUUGAAGGCUUUGCACAACUAUUUUAAAAUAAAGGAGGAGAAAGAGAGGAACAAACAGAAUUAUCAAAAUAUUAUCGAAAACAUAAUUACACAUAAUAUUUAUGUGAACAGUUCAUACGAUGAUGCCACGGAGGAAACGGCGUCUGAGGACAUUCAGAAUGUCAGCGAGUUUUUGGACUCUUGA